Messenger RNA from Perkinsus marinus ATCC 50983, 3927 nucleotides. Its product is annotated as chromosome assembly protein xcap-c, putative. The record is from RefSeq and is a predicted model, not a curated record. The coding region runs from base 1 to 3927 and encodes 1308 amino acids. NCBI's taxonomy places the organism in Eukaryota, Perkinsozoa, Perkinsida, Perkinsidae. The transcript has 29 exons.
AUGUCUGUCCGCGAGCUGGUGACAGAGUAUCCAGAUAUUGGCUCAGAAUCUGAACUCAUCGAGAUGCUAUCCAAAGUGGACUCUCGGGCUGAGAUGACUCUGUUCCAUAAGAAUCGUCGGAGGAAGAAUGAUAGUCCAGCGAGAGCUUGCGAGUCUCGUGGCAGCGACCCCGACGGAGAUGACGCUGAUUGCCAUAGAAGGAGAUAUCAAUUGAUCAAAGGGAUGCUGAAACCCAUGAAGGAGCUCCAUCAGGACAACACUCAGCUCCAGAGUCAAGCUAAUAGUCUCAAGCAGAGAUGGAAGCUCGCUAACGCUGAGCUGGAGGAAGCGAUGGGUCUCACGUAUGGCCCUGGGUUUAGCAAGGAUAAUCCCAGCAAGAACUCAGGAUUGAUCAGCGAGUUUGGCCUUCUUGCUGGCUCCCUUCUCUCGUUGAAAGAUGCUGCGAUGGCCGCUGCUGACGAGGCUUGGGCGGAACUUGACAAGGUCCAUUAUGGCAUUGCUGUUGAUAUUGAUACUAUGAAGGAGGAAGCUGACAAACGGCUCGAUAUGUUAGUGAAAGGGAUCCAGUUCCAAAGCAGCAUGCAAGCUGAAGCACAGAUGCAGAAUAUGAUCAGUCUGAAUAAGCUCGGCAACCAGUACAUGCAGCAAGCGGUUGGUUCUAUCAACAAGGGCCAAAUUCCCGUCGAGAGAGGAGUGAGACAGACUGAGGUGGCUAGGGAUAGCAUGGAGAAGUCCACAGAGGGGUUCUUGGGAGAUGCAGAGAACCUUCUGGAUGACUUGUCAGAUCAAGUUGAAGAAGUGCCAGAGGUUGCACUCGAGGCUCAUGAGAAGGCACAAAGCAAAGCUGAAGAGGAAAUCGAUAAAGUCAGAAAUUCACUGGAAAUUGCUGCUGACCAUACUCUCAAUGAGUUCACGAAACGAACUGAUGGAGAAACUGAUAAACUGAUGGAAUCAGGAGAGAAGCAGAUUGAUAAUGCAUCGACCGAGGCGAAUGAGCGCGAAGAGGCUCGUCGGAAGGAGGGUGAGAUGAAGGUACAGCAACAGACUGAGGAUGUCGACUCCUUGGAAGAGGAGAUGCGAAAGAAGUACGACAGGGCUGAAAGCAAGGCUGAUGAGCGUGUGGAGCGGUAUAGAAAUGAGACUGAAGCUCCGGUAUCGCAUGAUAGUGACAUGUCUGGUGAUCUCAAGGAGGCAAUGAAGAAGGUUCAAGCUCUGUUGGGGAAGUUCGAGGACGGGAUGCAGACAGGCUCCUCUGAUUUGGAACAACAGAGAAAGGAGCGCUUGAUUCCACUGAAGAGGGCAGUUUCUGAGCUACGGGAAUCAUCGGGGUCUCAUCUUGGUGAUAUAUUUAUGACUAUGGACAGUUCAGUGGCGAACGCCGACCGCGCUAUGGACAGUUCAGCCCGUAUGGAGAUGCGCAGUGUCAUGAGUAAGGUUAUUGGCAUGCAGAGGCAGCUGGGCAUGCAACAGAGCAAGAUGGGCGGCUUGGUUAUGCAGUUGCAAGAUGCCCUCCGGUCUGGAGAGACUGGGCUCGUGGCGAAUUUGAAGAUGCAAAUCAAUGCCCUUGGGGCGCAAAUCACGCACAGUAGUGCUGCCUUGCAAGAGAGCAUGAACGGACUGGCGAUCAAGAUGCAACAAGAGGGAUCAGCAUUGAAGUCUCAGACGUAUGCAACUGAGAGGGAAGUCGGGGGUAAGGUGACUCAAAGUGUAAGGGAGACUGAGAACAGAAUGAAGGGCGCCAUUCGGGAUCUCGAACAUACGGAAGAUAAAGCACAGAUGACAAUGGCUGCGAACAGGAGAGCUCAUCUCAAUGCCGUCAAACAUGCAUUGCUCUCUGCCAAGGGUGUUGACGCUGCUGUGGCUGGGAUAGAAAGAGAGGAGCAUAGUAUUAAGUCCGAAUACAUGUCACAGGAGCGAGAUUCUAGGUCGACACUUGCUCACCUCGGUCGCUCUAUCUCCAAACAGGAGGCCGCGUUCGCGAGCGCGCUGUCUAGAGUGAUGUCGACCUCUCAUUCUAAUGGGAGGCGGGCAGUGGAGGAGGAGAGUAAUGCGGCUAGUAGAGGCUUUAGGCAAGUGGCUGGUGAGGCUUCACGAGACAUUCAAAAUGUCGAGUCGGAGAAUUUCCGUAGCGAAAGAGAGCUGAGUUCCAAGAUGAGCUCGAGCGCUCGGAAAGGGCAAGAACUUCAAGUUGAUCUUGCAGAUAUUGGAAAGGAUAUGGAGCAUGUGAUGGCGGAGAAGGCGCAGGACUUGGCUGAGGAAUCGAAUCAGUUCACACGAACUCUGGAUGAGCAAGCUCUCAGCAGCGAACAUGAGGUCGAUUCCUUGCGAGGGCACUUCUCUAAGAUUCAAGGAGGUCUUGAGAAGGAUAUCCGGGCAGAGUUGAAAUCUGGGCUUGAUUUGACCAGCGGCCGCACGAAGGAGGUGUUGGCUAAGGCGCAGAGUGAGCUCGAUCACGGCCAGAAGCAGUACCUGGCAGACAAGACACGAUCAAGUGUGAUGACCAAGAAGCUGGAAUCGGACGCUACACGAUUCGAUAAGCACACCAAGGGGUUUGAAGAUGAGCUAGAUGCCAUCCUGCAAGGAAUCGAGUUUACGAGGACAGAGUUCAACGAUGAGUCGGCCAAGUUGAAUACGAGAUUUGCGGAAGUAUCUGGCGGAGAGGCUAGCCGUUUGUCCAAGAAAACCGAAGUACUCGAGAGAAAGCUCGCGGACAUCCCACAGGUGUUCGACAAGGCAGCACAGCAGAUUGAGAAGGAGGCCCUUGACUCGACGAGGGACAUCGAUCUUAGAAUUACCAAGCUUAAUGAGAGGGCUAAUACGGCGGAGACAGAGGAGGAGAAAGAUGAGGCUGAGGAGGGUAUCAGAGUGAUGGAACAACUCAAGAUGCUCUCCAAGAAGGACCGUGCUGAUGAUACGAAGACCAAGAGCUCCUUGUUGAAGUAUGAUGGCGUGAACAACGAGAGAACUCAGGAAGUGCAGGAGAGCAUGAGAAGGGUUACGGGUAACCUUGAGACCAUUGGGGACGCUGUUGGUGCUAAGAAUAACGAUCUGGGUGAUGAAGUGAAGGAGUUUGGUGAGAGGGACACGGGUCUUCUCUCCGGAGCAGGAGGAGCAGUGGUCCAGGCUGGCUCGUUAGUUGCUAAGGAGUUGCAGGAGGGGAGGGCUGGCAACAAGUUCGAUAUUGAGACGGCUCAUAUGGGCAAUGAACGAAAGCUGGAGAAGACUGAGGCUGAGAGGGAUCACUCGGCGACAUUGGCAAAGCAUGAAGAAGCGAUAUUCAAAGGCUUGGAACAUUCUGCUAAGAACAAUAUAUCUGGGGUGUUCAAGGAGGCCCAAGAAACUAAGCUUAGGAUGACCAAGACUCUCUCCAAUGUGAUGGGAGAACUUGGGAAGAUUCAAAUGGAUUUCGAUGGUGCUGAGGCUGGCGAUAGCAGUGAUAUCGCCAUUCGCCUCGCUCAUACAAGGCAAGCGGUGAAGAGCAUUCUGCAGUUGUGGGAUGAAUAUUCUCAAGUGAUGAGCAGGCAUCUGAAGCGGUUCCAGAAAGACGACACUGAGUUCAUCGAACAACUUACUAUGAGGUUACAUCAAGCCAUGUUGAAGACGGAGGAUGUCCUCACCAAGUCAGUUGAUGAGGUCAAUAAGCUUCAUAGAAAACUCGAUAUGGGAUAUGUUCAGAGCAAGGAGUUCGAGAGCAACAUGUUGGCUACUGUGAAACGGAUGAGGGUUGAAGAGGCUAAGGUCUCGAAUCGUACAGAGGCUCUGGUUGAGAGAAUACGGGACAAGUUGGCUGAUAUGGAACAGAAACAGAAUGCACUCGAUGACGAGGCUUUAAGGAGUGCCAGAGCUACUGUCGCUGAUAUGGAGAAGGAUGUUGUAGAGAAGGCCGAUCAAGUGCUGGUCAGUGUAGGCCUUCCUGGGAACAUUUAG